CAACAUGCAACUUUCAUAUAUCAUCGCUUCUUUAGUAAUUGCCGUUUCUGUAUCUGCUACUGAGCCUACUCGAUUCUCAUGCGUAUAUCAAAGUUGUAUUUUACCGAAUAUUGAAUUCGGUCCAUGCCUUUCAUUGGGAGGUCGGUUGGAAAAUUGUGACAAACCAGCAAAUAAUAUGAUUUGUGCAACAUGUACAUUUGAUGAUAGAAUACCACCUGCAAAUGUUGAAACUGCUAAAUAUUUUCUUAUGGAUACGUGUGUAAGCCAAGGUGGCGUGCUUAUUAGUAAUCCUUCAGGACUGAGAAACUGUUAUUGAGGAUAGAUAAGACCGCUUAUUUGAUUUUUAAACUUCACAAAUAAAACUUUAUUCAUUUUGUC
Mucor mucedo is the source of this 378-nucleotide messenger RNA. RefSeq lists its product as uncharacterized. The transcript has a single exon. The record is from RefSeq and is a predicted model, not a curated record. The coding region runs from base 5 to 316 and encodes 103 amino acids. Lineage: Eukaryota; Fungi; Mucoromycota; Mucoromycetes; Mucorales; Mucoraceae.